AUGGCAUUCCAGCCUACCCCGACAGAUAUCUCUGUCGUUAUUACGGCUGCAUCCGCGGCCCGGGGCAACGAUGCAGAGCCCAGAUUCCUCAACGAGCGUCGGGUCACCCCAACCUGGACCGUGAACCAGCUCAAAGGCAAGCUUGAGACUAUGACCGGUGUCCCGCCAGGCUUCCAAAGUCUCCGCAUCAAAGUCCCCGGACGGCCUGUUCAAUGGAUGGAAGGCGAGGACCGGCGAAUCGAUGAAUGGGGUCUGGUGAAGGGGUGCGAGAUUGAGGUCCACGACUCUCGUCCCCAGUCCAUGCGACCUAAUUACACCGAUCUUUCCUCGGUCGAGAAGUACGAAUUACCCAGCGAGACAUACGAGUCUCUCCCGAAUUCGGUACUUGCCUGGAAAAAGAACCAGAAGCUAGGCCGCUUCGACCCUAAUGCCCUUUCACCUGAAGAGGCAUUGCGCAACCAAGUGGAGAAGGAUCAGAGUGAAGUUUCUACUAAAGGAAUUGCCGUUGCUGCGCGCGCUAUCAUCCUCCCAUCAUCCCCGCCGCAUAUUCGCCGAGGAACGGUUCGAUUCGUAGGUCCCGUUCCGGCCAUUCCUGUUACUGGACCGGGCCGUGAGUUGGAACGUGAGGGUGAGCUUCCCGCGGACCUACAGCCUAUCUGGGUUGGUAUUGAGUUGGAUGAGCCAACCGGUAAGAAUGAUGGUAGUGUGGGUGGAAAGAGGUACUUUGAGUGUCUCGAGAAGAGGGGUGCUUUUGUUAAGCCUGAUAAGGUUCAGAUUGGAGAUUUUCCUCCUCUGGAUCUGGAUGAUGAUCUUGAUGACUUGAUGGAGGAGAUCUAA
Molecule: messenger RNA, 837 nt
Organism: Penicillium waksmanii
Lineage: Eukaryota; Fungi; Ascomycota; Eurotiomycetes; Eurotiales; Aspergillaceae
Product: TBCB family protein
Exons: 3
Coding region: 1-837 (278 amino acids)
Biological process (GO): cytoplasmic microtubule organization
Cellular component (GO): microtubule plus-end; cytoplasm; nucleus
Molecular function (GO): microtubule plus-end binding
Source: RefSeq, a predicted model, not a curated record